Messenger RNA from Schistocerca americana (American grasshopper), 1940 nucleotides. RefSeq names its product partner of Y14 and mago (gene Pym). The transcript has 4 exons. Lineage: Eukaryota; Metazoa; Arthropoda; Insecta; Orthoptera; Acrididae. Gene Ontology annotation, cellular component: cytoplasm; exon-exon junction complex. Bases 56 to 784 code for a protein of 242 amino acids. The record is from RefSeq and is a predicted model, not a curated record. Gene Ontology annotation, biological process: exon-exon junction complex disassembly. Gene Ontology annotation, molecular function: RNA binding.
AAAUUAGUUGAAGCGUCGGUUGCUAGAUGGCUCUGCAGAUGCGGUAGCAUUUUAAAUGGCGCUGAGUCCACCAACAUACGUGAAAGAUGAGCAAGGGGCGACGUUUAUUGCCGCUAGCCAAAGGCCAGAUGGCACAUGGAGAAAGCAGAGAAGAGUGAGGGAUGGCUAUGUACCACAGGAAGAAGUUCCAAUAUAUGAGAGCAAGGGCCGGUUGUUCGCAAAAUCAAAACCCAAAUAUCCCGUUGGCAUGUCAGAAGAAUUUGUCAAUGCGCACAAAGGCAAAAAGGAAAAUUUUGAGAAGUCACCCUUUUCUGGUAUAAUGGUGGAGGAACCUAGUGAAGUUGCAGCCAAAUCUACCAGGAAGAAAAAGAAAAAAAAGAAAUCUGAUAAUACAGAUGAAGUCAGUGAAGGCAUGGAGAAAAUGCACUUAUCUCCAGGAAAAGAAGUGACACAGAACAACAGUCCAGUUAAAAAUACGACGCAGACUAAUUCUUGUAGUAAGAAUCCAUCUCAGAGUGCUAAAACUGCCAAGAAUUCAUCACAGAAUAGUCCUACAGCCAAAAGCGGGGGGGAACCAUCACAGCAGAAUGACACGUCAAUGAAAGAUCCUGGCAAGAGGUUGAAAAACCUCAGGAAGAGGCUGCGUGAGAUCGAAGCUAUCGAGGAGAAGAUCUCCCAGGGGCAGGACAAACAACUUGAAAAGGACCAGUUGGACAAAGUGGCGAGGAAGCAGGAAGUCCUGAGUGAAAUAGAGUUGUUGUCGAAAGUCGUUCGUUCCUCUUAAUCGUGUAAUAUGCUGGAACUGCAUUUACGGGCUGCUGUACAGAAUUAAGGAUGUUUUAUUCAUCAGGAAUAGGCUUCUACACCAUUCUGUUACCAUUGGUUUUUUUGACGUGUGUAGAAAAUUUUUAUUGUUACUUUAACAACAGUGAGUCACCACCAGUAAUGUAACAUACAUGUUUUAAGGACAACUAGUUUUAAGGUUACUUUUAACCUUUAAUAUGAAGAGUGUUAUCAGUUUUUAUUUUUUUUAUUUUUUUGUACAGUUAAAUUUUGAAUUGUUUUUGGGUUUCCACCUCUCAUGUUAUACACUAUAUGCUGAGUGAGGUUGUUCAUCAUUGUACAGUUUUUGCUUUCUUUGUAUGAAGAGAAAGUAAUUUUAUUUUAAGUGGAGAAUUUUUUGUUUUCUCUCAGUCUUGUGCAAUUACAUUGUGUGCAUGAGAAAUUCAGAGAUAGUGUUCUCAGGCAGUCCGAACAAUAUGGUUUUUGUUUAUUGAAUUACCAGUUGCAAAAAUUAAAUAAUAGAUCCUUCUGUUCCCUUCAUUAUGUCCUUAGCCGACAGAAUAAAAAUCUGCCUUGCAUUUCUGGAGUGCAUGUCCCUACCCCCUCCCAAAAAAGAAAACAUUCCCCACAAAAUUUAGUGCAAAUUUUAGCAUUUCAUUAAACAGUGUGUGUUCUCUCUAUUAUUAUGAUUAUUUACUGUUAUUAUUAUAUUCUCUGUACAAAACUUUGUCCUCCAGAAGUUUCCUCUUCAAUAUGUACAAAGCAGCUGGUGAUCAGAUCAUGUUUUUGAGGCUUUUUACUGUCACCUCAUUGAAAUCAUUGUGAAAAAAUUCUGUGGACACCAUUUGUGCCAUACCUGCAUUCUUCCUGCUGCUAGUGAUUUAUGGUACAUGCCAUGUGCAAAAUAUUUCUAGUCUUUUGAAACAAAAGUCAUUGAAUUUUUUUAUCGUGUUUGACAGGCUACUUUUAGGUUUUGUACUACACUGUAAAAAAAAAUAAAACUUGUUUAAAAUUUAAUUCUGUCAAUCUAACAGAAAUAAUGAAAUUUGUAUGUCAUUUCCAGUGGUACAGGAUUAAGUCUUAUAAAGGAUUUGUGACUUAUUCACAUCACAUACUGUGAAUGAUACUGCCAUUAGUAAAUUAAUACCUGAAACAUA